Cylas formicarius (sweet potato weevil) is the source of this 1068-nucleotide messenger RNA. Its product is annotated as putative inorganic phosphate cotransporter. Gene Ontology annotation, biological process: monoatomic anion transport; transmembrane transport. The record is from RefSeq and is a predicted model, not a curated record. NCBI's taxonomy places the organism in Eukaryota, Metazoa, Arthropoda, Insecta, Coleoptera, Brentidae. Gene Ontology annotation, cellular component: plasma membrane. The transcript has 6 exons. Gene Ontology annotation, molecular function: transmembrane transporter activity. Bases 34 to 1023 code for a protein of 329 amino acids.
GCUCAGGGUUUCUUCUUUCCCAUCGCUCAUAUUAUGAUAGGCAAAUGGGCACCGGAAAAUGAAAGAAGUCGUAUGACCACGUUCGUUUACAUCGGAGUCGGAGUUGGUGGGGUGAUAUCGGGACCCAUUACGGGAUACCUGAGCGGCUCGUCGUGGGGAUGGCCGUCGGUAUUUUACGUUUUCGGCGCUAUGGGGUUACUGUGGUGCCUCGCAUGGAGUUGGGCGGGUUACGACAGCCCAGCAACCCACCCAACGAUUAGUCUUUCGGAAAGGAAGUACAUCGAGGAGUCGUUGGGCCAACACGAAGACAAAGGGUCGAUCCCCACACCGUGGAAAGCGAUUUUCACGUCGAUUCAUUACUGGGCGGUUGUAGUCGCUUUUCUGGGGUCAGCGUACGGUAACAUCUUCAUCACCACCGAGACGUCUCAAUAUUUAGUGAACGUGAUGAAUUUAAGCGUCGAAUGGAAUGGGUUGGUGAACGCGCUACCCUAUAUAGCGGCCAUUGUAACUCUACCUCUUUACGGAUACGCUUCGGAUAAGAUUAUCGAAAGGCAAUGGUUGACGCGCGUAAACGCAAGGCGCUUCUUUCAACUCUACGGCAGCUACGUACAAGCCAUAGUAUUAGCCUGGAUGGCAUUCCUGAACGAAUCGCAGGUUGCCUUAGCCAUAGUCUUGCCCAUAAUAGGAAAUGCAGCGAUCUGUGGCAUUCUAUACGGCAGCGAUGUUAAUCUCAUCGAUUUAUCUCCGAGGUUCGCGGGGGUAACUCACGGAUUUUCCAACACGUUGUCGUCCGCCAUCGCUAUGCUCGCACCCAUCGUAGUGCAAUAUACCGUAACCGACAUGUCUGAUCCAACCCAAUGGAGAAUACCUUUCUUAGUGGCUUCUCUGGGAUAUGCGGUGACGUCAACGUUCUUUGGGUUUUUCGCAUCCGGCGACAGACAAUGGUGGGAUGCCGGGUCCAAAGAUCAAUCGGAAACUACCGACAAGCCUGUGGAGAUUAUAGAUCUUGAGAAUGUGAUAUAAGUUAUUUUAAAUGUUAAAGUUCAAAGUUUUUAUUUGUUGUAAAAU